Molecule: messenger RNA, 150 nt
Organism: Peronospora matthiolae
Lineage: Eukaryota; Oomycota; Peronosporomycetes; Peronosporales; Peronosporaceae
Source: the annotation of a GenBank genome assembly
AUGGUAGUUGCAAUCACGAAGUACUUUGACUGGACACUGGACCUACUGGACGUGGUGACAGCUUUGCUAUGCGAAGAGAUGAAGGAAAAGGUAUUCUGCGCGAUCCCAGAAGGGGUCGAAGUUGAUGAAGACUUUGACUGCUUCGAAUAG